GUUGUUCACCGUAGUAUAUAAGCCGAGGUUCAAGGCUCUGUUAGUUCAUUGCUUCCCCUGCCUGUGUUUGGGACUCAUACUUGCGAAUAAAUCCUGAUCAUGAAGUGGCUGUCGAUUGCCCUGGCCCUAUUGGUGGUCGUGUCGUGCAUGGUGACCUGGACCGCCGCCAUGCCUGACCCGACCCCCGUGGCUGACCCUAAUCCGGAAGCUAGUCCUGAGCCCUUUUUCUUCGGAGGUCGUGGAUUAGGAUUCGGAAGAGGAUUCGGAUUCGGAAGAGGAUUCGGCAGAGGAUUCGGUGGGCGUGGCUUCGGCGGGCGUGGUUUCGGGAGGCGUGGCUUCGGUGGGCGUGGCUUCGGUGGGCGUGGCUUCGGCAGAGGAUUUGGCAGAGGAUUCGGGUUUUUCGGAUGAAGUUUUCCUCGAAGUUGCACCUUAUAUCUUUCUCCUUUCUUCACGGAAAUAAAUGUGUAUUCUGAUGUAAUGUGGGGAGUUUUGGAUAAAAUUCCUUUGAAGUU
Molecule: messenger RNA, 512 nt
Organism: Penaeus monodon (black tiger shrimp)
Lineage: Eukaryota; Metazoa; Arthropoda; Malacostraca; Decapoda; Penaeidae
Product: keratin, type II cytoskeletal 1-like
Exons: 2
Coding region: 100-408 (102 amino acids)
Source: RefSeq, a predicted model, not a curated record